CCGGUGGCAUGAAUUACGAAAAGCAGAACCUACUGACAAAGAUGUGGCGGCGUUUGGCAGGUCGGCCCAUCCUGGGUUUAACCCGAGCUCGCAUCCUCGAAGGAGAGCCAGUCUCGCCUGCACCCUCAAACUAGAAAGAUGGCGCCUGGAGGAGUAACGAUGCUAGUGGUGGUGACGGUGAUGAUGGCUCUGCUUCCCGCCGGGGCUCCGCAGACGUCGGGCGUCGCAAUCAGCUCGGUCGUGGACGACAACGGGAUCGUCAGCGGGGAGUGUGCCUACAUCAACGGCCGCGGAGAGCCUAUCAAGAUUCGCUUCCGCGAAUCCCCAACCGGGCAGAUCGAGGCUAACGCCGACAGCGCCUCCGUCAGAGACGCUGUUGCCGAGCUAAGAGUGUGUCGUCAGGCGGCUGCCGCCGUCAACACCAGGGUGAGUGCAUCCCUCCGUGGCCUGAACGAACAGCUCUCUCAGCAACAGCGAGAACUGGAAGACGUGAUCUACAGGAGCAUCCCGUUCAAUCUCUUCCGUCGGCGUUGAUUUGGUCAGUACCCGACCCAACGGCGUUGAUUUGGACAGUACCCGACCCAACGGCGUUGAUUUGGACAGUACCCGACCCAACGGCGUUGAUUUGGACAGUACCCGACCCAACGGCGUUGAUUUGGACAGUACCCGACCCAACGGCGUUGAUUUGGACAGUACCCGACCCAACGGCGUUGAUUUGGACAGUACCCGACCCAACGGCGUUGAUUUGGACAGUACCCGACCCAACGGCGUUGGUUUGGACAGUACCCGACCCAACGGCGUUGAUUUGGACAGUACCCGACCCAACGGCGUUGAUUUGGACAGUACCCGACCCAACGGCGUUGAUUUGGACAGUACCCGACCCAACGGCGUUGAUUUGGACAGUACUCAACCCGACAGCGUUAAUUUGGCUAUCUCAACCGUUGGAAACAAAACUCCCUUUCCUUUUUUUUUCAAAUGUCAACAAAAUUAUGAUUUCUCUCUUAAAAUGUAUAUUCAUUCGAGUCUUCCAAUAGACUUUCAUAAUCAUAGUUUUUAGGAGGAAAUCAGUGGGAACCAUUUGGAUAGUUUUAAUGUAGUGGUUUUGAUUUUAGACAUUACAUCCCUUUGAUAUCAUUUUUCUUAUUUACUGGAACUUGAAAUUAAAAAAAUUAUACAGUAUGUUUAUGUAAUCAUCUUGCAUCAAUGAUUGUUAGAUGAGUAAAAAUGAAUUCCAUCACAUCAGGAUUAAUGUAUUUGUUUAAUUCUUGUCGUAAUAUGUGGUUGUUAAAAUGUAAUAAUUUUUGUUAAAUGUUACUGUUAUUUAAAUAAAAAUUUAAAUGAUAAAAGCUUAAAAAUGUACAAUUUUAAUAUAAAAUAUUAUAAAAAUUAAAUAUUAAUGUUGAUUGUAAAAAAAAAGUUAACGUUAAUUCUUUUAAACAAAUAAAUGGCAAUGUUAAAUGUUAAAAAUUGCUAAUAUUAAAUUAAAUUUUGUUGCAAUGUUAAUGCUAAAGAUGCAGAUGUUUUAACUGUUAAAAUAAGGGCGACGAUAAGGGAUAAAUGAAGUGAAUUUAGACAA
Messenger RNA from Procambarus clarkii (red swamp crayfish), 1576 nucleotides. RefSeq lists its product as uncharacterized. NCBI's taxonomy places the organism in Eukaryota, Metazoa, Arthropoda, Malacostraca, Decapoda, Cambaridae. The record is from RefSeq and is a predicted model, not a curated record.